CCAAGCCAGCCCCAAGGAGCUCGCCAAGUUCGCGUCGGGCAACUCCACCAGCAACAUCCUCAACCGCAUCCUCUCACGAUACGACCCUCGCAUCCGCCCCAACUUCAAGAAGUCCCCCGUGAACGUGAACCUCAACAUCUUCGUCAACAGCUUCGGCUCCGUGCAGGAGACCACCAUGGACUACCGCGUCAACAUCUUCAUCCGCCAGAAGUGGAACGACCCGCGCCUGCGACUGCCCGCCGACUUCCAGGGCUCGGAGGCGCUGACCGUGGACCCCACGAUGUCGCGCUGCCUCUGGCGGCCCGACCUGUUCUUCGCCAACGAGAAGACGGCCAACUUCCACUCAGUCACCAAGGACAACACGCUGCUCUUCAUCUACCGCAACGGGGACGUGCUGCUCAGUAUGAGACUUUCCAUCACGUUGUCCUGUCCCAUGGACCUCACGCUCUUCCCAAUGGACACGCAGAUGUGCAAGAUGCAGCUGGAGAGCUUCGGCUUCACCACGGAGGACCUGCGCUUCAACUGGGCGCCCGGCGACCCGGUGCAGAUGGACGAGAUGUCGCUGCCGCAGUUCGACAUCAGCAACGACGACAUCCGCUACGGGAACUGCACCAAGUUCUACCCGGGCACCGGCUACUACACGUGUGUGGAGGUGAUCUUCACGCUGCGAAGACAGGUGGGGUUCUACAUCAUGGGGGUCUACGCCCCCACGCUGCUCACCGUGGUACUGUCAUGGCUGUCGUUCUGGAUCAACCCCGAGGCUAGCGCGGCACGCGUACCCCUGGGCAUCCUGUCGGUGCUCUCGCUGGCGUCCCAGGCGAUGUCUCUGGCCGCUGAGCUGCCCAAAGUGUCAUACGUGAAGGCGCUGGACAUCUGGCUCAUCGCCUGCCUCGUCUUCGGGUUCGCAUCUCUUGUCGAGUUCGCCAUUGUGCAGGUGUUCGUGAACAGCCCGAAACGCGUCGCUGCCGAGAAGAUCCGCAAGGAACGUCUGGCCAAGCUCAAGAAGGAACAGAUGGAGGCUCUGGGCCCUCGGCCCACACACGGAGUGGGGGGCGGGCCCCCCCCUCCCUCGGCAGCGGCCCCCCUCCCGGGGGGGGCCACGCAGCCCCCGGGGCCCCCCGCGAUCUGUGGGGGGCCCCCCGGGACGACGGAGGAGCGGGUUUGGUCGGUGUCGACACGGAGGCUGCGGGGAGGACCCGCCAACGGGACACCCGAUGGGAACUCAGCUCGGGCCGCCGCCCGCCGCGCCUUCCCGUCUCGCUCCGACCUGCGAGCCCACGACUUCAGCAUCGUAGGCAGCCUGCCACGUGACUUCGACCUCACCAACUACGACUGCUACGGCAAGCCCGUGGGGGGGGGCGCCCUGGGCCCCGCCGGCGCGGGGGGCAACGCCGCCGGCGGGGGGGGCGCCGGGGGGGGGGCCCCCAAGAAGCCCCCCCCUGCCAAGCCGAUCAUCCCGUCGGAGGCGAAACGCGUGGACCACUACGCCCGGGCGCUGUUCCCGCUGUCGUUUCUGUUCUUUAAUGUAGUCUACUGGUCCGUCUACCUGUAG
Lethenteron reissneri (Far Eastern brook lamprey) is the source of this 1552-nucleotide messenger RNA. Its product is annotated as glycine receptor subunit beta-like. The record is from RefSeq and is a predicted model, not a curated record. Gene Ontology annotation, molecular function: extracellular ligand-gated monoatomic ion channel activity; transmembrane signaling receptor activity. Gene Ontology annotation, cellular component: membrane. Gene Ontology annotation, biological process: monoatomic ion transmembrane transport. NCBI's taxonomy places the organism in Eukaryota, Metazoa, Chordata, Hyperoartia, Petromyzontiformes, Petromyzontidae.